UUAUUGUAUUUACAGAUUUAUCUUUAAAAUCACUGACAGUCAUAACGGAAAUGCACCACAGAUCUCGCCAGCACGCACAAACACAGUCAGCCUGCAUAUAAACACAGAGAGAAUGUAGACGCACCAAGACAGCAGAGCGGUGCUUCACAACUAAAGUCUGGGCUCUGCAGGCAGGACGACACAGUCAUGAAGCCGGUGUUGAGAGCUUUGCUGGUGCUGGGCCUGGCCACACUGUUGCACACCACCAGGACAGACCAGGAGGUCUCUGUGAAGUUGGGGCGUAGAACCAAACUGAAGGGCAGCAUAGGGAGACUGGUCCUGGAUCCCUCAGUGCAGCCUCAGAUUGGCAUCAUGUCGUCCUCAACCAUCGCCAACAUGUCUCUGUCACCAUGGACGUACAAAGAAUCCUGCAUAGCAUCUCGGUUGCCUAGGCGGAUAUCCCAUGCUAAAUGCCUGACCUCCGGCUGUUUGAGUUUGCAGGGAGAAGGAGAGGACGCAGGCUUGGUGGCUAAACCUAUCUACUACCAGGUCCUAGUCCUCCACAGAGUCCCAAGGCAAAGGCGCAACAACAGCAGAGGGGGGAAACCAAGGAAAAAGUAUUAUUUCAAACUGGGGACGGAGGUGAUAACAGUGGGCUGUACCUGUGUGAGGCCUGCUGUCGUACCCCAUCUGUAACACACAGGAACCUUGUGGUGUUAGCAACUCUUUCAGUAUACUGUAGGCCAGAGGAACCUUAGUUUUGUUGCUUAGUUUUGCUCAGUGCCUGGAUGUCUAUGAUAUAACGAUUAUGUUAUUUGAUCCCGUAGAUACUCAACAAUUGAGCCAAGAUAGUCUAAUUUUGCUGUUUGACAUAACUUCAGACUACACCAAAUACUUAAAAAAGGUCUGUCCUACAACAUUAGUUAGUUUCUGACUCUGGGAAAGAGGAAAAAAACUUCAAAACUACUCUCUCUUUAACCAGAUCACACACUAAUUUGGGCAAUUAUGUGAUCUCCAUUUGAUAACUACUGUAAUAUUAUUUCAAUUCCAUUCACUGAGCCUCCCUUGAAACAAUUUGGAGCCCCCCCUGGGGAGACAGACACUCUGUCUGUGAAGAAAUUCUCUGACUCAUUCUAGUGCUUCUAAUGGAAUUUGCAUGAAUCCACUGGGCCUGAAUGGAAACAACAAAUCAGAGCCAAGAAAGAUAGUUGACUGCUGAGUCUCAUUCCCAGGUCGGUAUACAGAUGCUUUGGGACCUUGGGACUGAGACUCAACAGACAACUAUCUUCAAGCCUCCAACCCAAAGCGCCUUUCUUGGCUCCGAUUGGUUGUUUUGUUCAAGCCCAAUGGAUUAUUGCAAACGCUACAGGAUGAUAUUUUAUUUUUAUUUCAUUUUAUUGCUAAUGUGAAAGGGCCUUUGUUUUGACUGUUUUUUAUUUAGCAUGUCUCCACUUGAUGGCAUAUUAGCCAUUAGCCUGCCGGCAACGGUUUUUAUUAUUAUUAAUUAUAUUAUUAUUUUAUUAUUUUUAUUAUUUUCAAUUGCCUGAUAUGUUGUAAACAUUUUCUCCGGAUAGGAGUCUUGAAAGGGAUGUUGUUCAAAAUAUAUAUUUGCAUAUGGUAAUAUAAAUUGUUGGGGUAUCUGUAUGUUUUUACAUUUUGUCUAAUUUUAUUUCUGUUUUGAUUCAUGGUUGUUUUGAACUCAUAUCUGAUAAUAAACCUGUUCUUAUUUUAUUGUAAACAA
Messenger RNA from Dicentrarchus labrax (European seabass), 1720 nucleotides. It is a transcript of the gene il17a/f3, whose product is annotated as interleukin 17a/f3. NCBI's taxonomy places the organism in Eukaryota, Metazoa, Chordata, Actinopteri, Moronidae. Gene Ontology annotation, cellular component: extracellular region. Gene Ontology annotation, biological process: inflammatory response. Bases 187 to 675 code for a protein of 162 amino acids. The transcript is spliced from 4 exons. The record is from RefSeq and is a predicted model, not a curated record. Gene Ontology annotation, molecular function: cytokine activity.